AUGACAACGGUCAACAGCAAUCAAACCAUGAUGACAGCUGACAACAAACAGAUCAUGAUGACAGCUAUCAACAAACAGAUCAUGACAACAGUCAACAACAAUCAAAACAUGACAACAGUUGACAACAGUUGGAACGUGACAACUGUCAACAAUGUUCCUGUUCUUUUAUUAUCGUGCCUCUUGGUUUUUGCUUCCACUUUUGCUUCGGUGGAGAAGCGGAGCUUCGUCUGCUACAUUCCGUACGGCUGCUUCCACUCAGAGGGAAAUCUUAAGACUCCGCAGAAACCGUCCAUAGUCAACACUCGCUUCCGUCUGUACCAGAGAGCGCAUGCAUUUCAUGUAGCCGAGACAGGAGGAGAGAUAUUUGCUCCUGACAUUGCUCCCUUCACACAUCAUGUCAAUGCAACCAAGAAAACCAAGAUUCUUGUUCACGGCUUUUUGAACAGUGGAAGAACGGAUUGGGUCAUGAGAGCAAAGGACGAAUUGUUAGUAAAGGACGACUUUAACGUAAUCGUUGUUGACUGGGGUUCUGGAGCAACCAUGCCAUACGAACAAGCAGCAGGUAACGUAUAUCUUGUUGGAGCAGAAGUGUCCUCCAUGUUGAAACAUUUACAUGACUAUGCCCACGUAAACUACGCUGAUGUUCACAUCAUUGGUCAUAGUCUUGGUGCCCAGAUUGCUGGACUAGCAGCCCAUCCACUUACCCGUAUCGGGCGGAUUACAGGUCUGGAUCCAGCAGACCCUAUGUUCUCGGGAAAACCGGUAAGCAGACGACUUGAUCCAGAUGACGCUAUCUUUGUUGACGUCAUCCACACGGAUGCUACAACCUUCGUAUUUACAAAAGGUUAUGGAACACGUGACAUUGUUGGAGAUGUCGACUUCUUUCCUAACGGUGAUGAAUAUCAACCAGGCUGUCCAGAAAAACCGGCCGGAAGCGCCUUGAGCAGUUUGCUACAGGGUGCAUUUGGGUCUGUAGCAACAUCAUUGUCAUGCAGUCAUGGAAGAGCGCAUGAAUAUUUCAUCGAAUCCAUCAAUUCACCCUGUAAAUUUUAUGCUCAUCAGUGUGCUUCAUUAGCGGAUUUCGACAAUGGACGGUGCAUUGGGUGCCCUGCUGGCGGUUGCACAGUGAUGGGAUACGACGCAGACGUCUCGUCACCUCAUGGCGUCUUUUACCUCAGUACUUCCACCCAUUCUCCAUAUUGUGGGCAUGAGUAUGAGAUGGAAAUAGUCAUCUCUCAUUCGAUGAAUGGACACUCUUACGGAGAAUUUUUUGUUACUCUCAUUGGAACGAAAGGGCAAACCAAAGAACUAAAAUUUUCACGCCUGAUGCAAUUUUAUUUUACUGAUACCACGGAGAAACAUAUCCUUGUAGCCCACGCAGACAUUGGUGACCUUACCGGGGUCAAGGUCAGAUUUGUUCGUGGAGACGGGUUGAAGGCUAUCGGCUCCGAACACGAAGUGGUGGUUAGAUACGUUACUGUACAGUCGGCAGGGAAGCCGGGCGGGAAAAUCAGAUUUUGUGGACAUGAUGCACAUAUACAAGAGAACCACGUGGCAACUCUUCAUUCUUCCUCGGGAUGUUGAAGACCUGAGAUGU
Molecule: messenger RNA, 1597 nt
Organism: Saccostrea echinata
Lineage: Eukaryota; Metazoa; Mollusca; Bivalvia; Ostreida; Ostreidae
Product: pancreatic lipase-related protein 2-like
Exons: 10
Coding region: 1-1584 (527 amino acids)
Biological process (GO): lipid metabolic process
Molecular function (GO): protein binding; lipase activity; carboxylic ester hydrolase activity
Source: RefSeq, a predicted model, not a curated record